CAAGCUGUCAAUCGCUUGCUUAGCAACUAGUAAAUUGUUGAUGAAUAUCACAGUUUACAGUUAAAGUACCAUUUUAUUUCUGUUCUUAGCUGUUUGUUACACCUUCAUAUCUUGUUAAAGAAUAAUGGUGAAAAGGUGUAUCUGCGAAAUAUGCACGUGUGGGCGCCAUCGGUGCCCACACCGGCCCAAUGCACCAAUUGGUCGAGGAGACAGAGAGUGUUUAUUAACAGAAUAUAACACCACAUAUCGUCAACAUCCCAUGCAACCAAGAGAAAGUUUUAAACCACCAAAUGUUGCUGUUAAAGCAGAUGCUGCCAUGGAUGAUAAAACUACACACAGAGUGGAUUAUAUACCACACCCAGUUGAUAGACCAGCUCUUCAUCAACCUGAUGCUUAUAAAACACCACAGGGAGACUUUGAUAUGUUGACAUCUUACACGAAAGAUUAUGUUGAAAAGGGUGGACCAAGAGCUGUACCUAUUAAACAUGAAGGGUUAAGACAGUUGCCAGCAAGGUUUGAAGGGGAACCUACUUAUCAAUCUGAUUAUAGGAAGUGGCCUAUUAAUCGUCAACCAGCUUAUGGAGAUCAAGGUACCUGGAAACCACCAACACAACAAUUUGUUGGUGAAACCACUUUUGCUCGUGAUUUUCAGAGGUACAAUCAAGCUCCAAGAAAGAGUAUGAAACCACAGGAAGCUACCAAAGCAUCAGACAUCCCCUUUGAUGGUCGUACUGGAUACAGAGAUUAUUACAUCAAACAUCCUUUGGAGGCACGUCAAAUGAGGCAGCCAGAGAAAUUCAAACCUUCUGGAAUUCCUUUUGAUGGGUUAUCUACCUUUAGAAGGGAUUACACUGGUCCAAUGGGUCAGAAAACUGAAAGCUGUAAGCCCCUCAAUCAGGCAUUCCAAUCAUCUGCUCCAUUAGAAGAUAUGACUACAUUUAAAAAUGAUUAUCGCCGAUGGGCUACUGAAAGACCUCGUCUCCAUGACCCUGAUCCAUACAGACGUCCAGAAGGUGAUAUGGACAUGAAUACGACUCAUCAGAUAGCUUUUAAAGAGCAUCCUCUUCAGAAACACAUGGCUAAACGUCCUGCUUCAGCUACUGGCUUAAGACCUGGUACAUUUGAUGAUACAACCAACUAUAAAACAGACUUCAGACCAUGGGAGUUGGGUCAAAGAAUGCAACCUACAAUGAAGCCUGAUUACAAUCCAAGCAAUGCACCAUUUGAGGGCAUGCCAACAUACAAAGCUCAUUACAUCAAGCAUCCUAUUAAUCCAAUGAAGAGUUGCAAGCCAGAUAAUUCAGCUAUUCAAAGUGAUGCUCAGUUUGAAGAUGGUACCAUGUACAGGAUGGAUUACACUCCUAAGAAGAUUGCUCCUUGUCCUGCUGCCAUAAUCGAGACUGGUCAAUCUACAUUCAGGUUUGAUCACAUAGAUGGACGUGGUCAUAAAGUGUACCAACCAGUUUAUGAAACGAUCACUCCCUUAAAUGGAGCUACAACAAAUAAUUUAGUCUCUGUACCAGUGGCAUAAAUUUCCUCAAAAAUCAGCAACGAUUUGUAACCACGUUUUAUCAUGUUAAGGCUGUAUAUAAAUAUAGUUCUGUGCCAAGGCUUGAGCCAAAAUCGUAGUUCGGUUAUUAUUUUUUUGUCAAAAUUUUGUUAGAGUUUAGAAACUGUUUCACAAGUCACACAGCAUUAAAUAAUUUCUUCCACUCGAUUUCCCAGCAUUAAUUUAUUAAAUUCGAAUUAAAGGAUAUUUAUUUUUCUAAAAUUUCAACACAAUCUUAUGACUAGAAUCAUGAGGCUGUCCAACCAAUUUGAUUCCAUAUUACCAAAGGUCAAUUAUUCACGUACACUUCUUUUGUUAAGAAUAAUAUCACUUUAAACUCAUUUGUUUUUUUGUUUAAGUUUGUUUUGAGCUCUUUAAUCAUGAUUUUAACUCUGAAUGUUCUGAUACAAGUUUUCUUGAUUGUAACAUAAUCAAGUCAUAAUAUGGAGCUAAAUGGAGAAGAGUAGCCUACUGUUGACUGUUGGUAGUAAUGUAAUUAUAUAUACAGUCCUGUUUUUAGAGAGUUUUGAUAGGAGGUGAAAAAAGAUGGAGUGAAAUUUGAAGGUUUUAUUUUUUUUUCUUUUAUUAACAAUGAGGUAUGGUAGACAUUGUAUAUAUAUUGUAUUUAAGGCAUACGUUAUUUUUUUAUCAUAAUUCAUAAUAUAUCAUUUGUAACCUCCCUUUACAAUGGUCUAGCUAUACAAGUGCUAAACAAAUGGUAUAUAUAUAUUUUAUAUUACUGAUAGAUAUAUCUGAGCAAAGAUAUUUAUGCACAUUUGGGUACAAAACACUAUCAGCCCACAUGAGCAAUAAGUAAUGAGCACAAUUUAAGUCACACUUUUAAAGUUCUCAAUUUAGCCCUGCUUUUUAUUGUACCUCAAAAUAAUGUGGACUUGUCAUGUUUUUAAAUCAGAUCGAUGCUAUAUCCAAGCCACACCAAGCACAGUGGUAUUGAAUGAACACAGUGUUAUUCUAUCUGAAGAACUUAGUUAACUUAUUUAUAUUUGAAUUAUCCCCAGAUAUGCAUAAAUAUGUUCGUUUCAGUAUAUAUACCGACAUGAUUUUUGUAUUAUUUUAGGCGUACUUUUCUUAAAAAUAGAUGAAUCUAAGAUAUAUAAAUUUUUCUGAGCUUUACUAUUUUUGUCUAGCUUUUUUAAUUAGGUAACAAAACUGUCUAAAUUGUUCAGUGUUUUCGAUUUCUAAAUGUGUUAUUACAUUGUAAUUGAACAAUUUGUCAGUUUGAUAGGAUCUUUAUAGGAUCCCUUGGAAACUUCCAGAUGUCUUAUGUUGUACAUUUUACUAGGAUUCUUUAAAGGUAGUGAAGUCAAGUGUACCUGUGUAUUGUUACAUGUUGUCAAAUAUCAAUGGCAGGCUAUGAUUAACUGCAAGUUGUAUAAAGGUUAAAUAAAUUUUUGUCUGAUAUAUCUGCAUUUCUGCUCUCUUGAUUACUUUUCAGAAGUAAAAUCUGACAUUUGAGAUGUCCAGUGGGCUCUAGAGAACCCGAUUUUGAUACUAGAAAUUUAAACAUGUAGCUACUAUUGAUUUCUAUCAACUUGUAAAAUGAUUAAGUAAAGACAUGUCCCUUUAUAUGUGUAGAGAAGGGCAUCAGAAAACCCAUUCUUGACAGUGGUCAUAUCAUUGAGGGUAUAUUUAACUUCCUAUGUUUUUAUAUAAAUUAUUUAUUAUUUAUCUCAACUGUGAUCUAUUAAUAUUAUACUAACUUUAUUAUUAUACUAAAUAAAUAUUUUAUUUAACAUCUU
Molecule: messenger RNA, 3309 nt
Organism: Lottia gigantea (owl limpet)
Lineage: Eukaryota; Metazoa; Mollusca; Gastropoda; Lottiidae
Exons: 5
Coding region: 125-1531 (468 amino acids)
Biological process (GO): microtubule anchoring
Cellular component (GO): axonemal microtubule; cytoskeleton; ciliary basal body
Molecular function (GO): microtubule binding
Source: RefSeq, a predicted model, not a curated record